AUGUACCGCCAGGUAUACAUUAAUGAGAAACAACUGGACUUACAGCGCAUACUAUGGAGACAAGGUAGAGAUCAACCUCUAAAAGUCUAUAGGUUAAAAACUGUCACCUAUGGUACAGCAGCAGCACCCUUCUUAGCAAUCAGGACCCUCCAUCAACUGGCCACAGAUGAACGAUCAACAUAUCCUAUAGCCUCAUCUAUAGCGCUAUCAGAUUUCUAUGUAGAUGAUCUUAUGACAGGUGCAAAAACACUCGAGGACGCUAAAGUCAUUCAAACACAAAUGUCGCAAAUGCUUAACUCAGGAGGAUUUAAUUUAAGAAAAUGGAAUUCAAAUUCGAAGGAAUUGUUGGAAACAAUCCCAGAUAAAAAUAGAGCGAAACAAGAACAAAAUAAACAGUACAAAGUGCUUGGUAUGUGGUGGAACUCUGAGACCGACAUGUUCCAUUACGCAUCUACUGAGAGAAAGCCACAUGACAAGAUAUCAAAGCGUUCUGUUCUGUCAGAAAUAGCCAGUUUAUUCGAUCCUUUAGGACUUGUAGGGCCUGUAGUUUUGAAAUUCAAACUGUUCAUGCAAGAGUUGUGGGUAAGAGAUGUGAGUUGGGAUGAAUCUCUUCCAUGUGAUCUUCAUACAUCGUGGCAGACACACCGACAACAGCUCUCAACUUUGAAACAACUUCAAAUACAAAGGCACAUCACAGUAGGUCACGCAAUCCAAAAAGAAAUACAUGGGUUUUGUGACGCCUCAGAAAGGGCGUAUGGAGCAUGUGUGUACAUACGAACAACCGAUACUGACGGACGCGUGUCAACACAAUUAUUAUGCUCAAAAUCUAGGGUAUCACCACUUCAAAAAAUGACCAUUCCUAGAUUGGAAUUGUGUGCCGCGCUGCUACUAUCGAAACUUGUAACUAAAGUAUUGGAUACUGGCAUUAAAGUUGAUGGAUACACACUAUGGACCGACUCCUCAAUAGUUCUGGCUUGGAUCACUUCAUCAGCAUCAAAAUGGAAAACUUACGUUGCUAAUCGGGUGAAAAUUAUUCAAGAAUUGACGACUGAAAGAUGUAGUUGGAGGCACGUAAGAACCAACGACAACCCAGCAGAUCUGAUAUCAAGAGGUUUAAAUCCGAUUCAAAUUAUCGAUAACAAAUUAUGGUGGCAUGGCCCAGAAUGGUUAAUACAAAAUUCUAGUGAAUGGCCCAAAUUUGAUUUGAGUAGAAUUUCAGAUGUACCAGAACAAAAACUAAUACCAACUACAUUGGCGGUUGUCAGCACUGAGCCACUAAUAGAUGUUGCAAAAUACUCAUCUUUAAGCAAACUCACAAGAGUUACAGCGUAUUGUCUUAGAUUCAUCAGCAACCUGAAGAAUUCACAUCAUAAACUUACAGGUCCAUUAACUACAGAAGAGCUCAACCAUGCCACAAAUCAUCUCAUCAGAGCAGAACAGGAACAUUACAUGAGAGAAGAUUAUAAUAGGCUCAUGGAAGGAAAGAAGAUUAGGAAAGACAGUCCAUUGUGGAAUCUUCAAUCUUUUUUUGGUCCCGAGAAACUCAUCAGAGUAGGCGGGAGAUUAAAACAUGCAGAAAUCAAAAUAGAUCAAAAACAUCCCAUUGUUUUACCAUACAAGUCACAUCUAACAGAACUUAUUUUUCGUCAUGAGCACAUCAGACUUCUGCAUGCGGCACCUCAACUGCUGCUUGCAUCGUUGCGGCAACGAUAUUGGCCCCUUAAUGGACGAAAUUUAGCAAGACGUACCAUACACAGUUGCGUCAAGUGUUUUAAGGCUAAUCCAAAAACAACGCAACCUCAGAUGGGUGUCUUACCAUCAGAUCGAGUACGCCCAUGUCGACCUUUCAGUAAUACUGGCACUGAUAUCAGCGGCCCAGUAUAUAUUAAAGCCUCAAAAAGACGAAACAGUCCUACAUCGAAGGGAUACAUAGUGAUAUUUGUAUGUCUUGCAACCAAAGCUGUACAUUUAGAAGUAGUAACAGACAUGACCAGUGAAGCAUUUAUAGCAGCAUUCAAGAGAUUUAUUUCACGACGAGGAAUUGUUACAAACAUGUACUCGGACAAUGGCACCAAUUUCGUAGGCGCAGAGAGAGAGCUUCGAGAGCUUCAAGAUCUGUUUACAAACGAAGAACAUCAGAGAAGAAUCGUCGAAGAAUCAACCGCUCACCUCAUUAAGUGGCACUUCAUUCCACCCCGAUCCCCUCAUUUCGGAGGCUUAUGGGAAGCUGCUGUUCGGUCAGUGAAACAUCAUUUGAAACGAGUUGUAGCCAACGCCUCACUCACCUUCGAGGAAUUUUACACUACUUUAACAAUGAUUGAAGCUUGCUUGAACUCUCGUCCUCUCACUCCCCUUUCCACUGACCCAAAUGACCUUUCACCAUUAACCCCUGGUCACUUUCUCACUGGUGAUGCUUUAACCGCAUUACCUGAACCGAACAUUUGUUACAUUCAAUUAAACAGGUUGUCACAUUGGCAGGGGACACAGCAGAUUGCGCAGCACUUUUGGACACGAUGGUCCAAAGAAUAUCUGUCUCUCUUACAACAACGGCCAAAGUGGAGAUCAGAAGCAGCCAACAUCCAGCUCAAUCAACUAGUUCUCCUGAAAGAAGACAACUUGCCCCCUCUCAAGUGGGUUACAGGUCGAGUGGUGGCGGUCCAUCCUGGAGCGGACAAUAGGAUCCGAGUCGCCACCGUAAAGACGUCGUCUGGCACCUUCAGGAGAGCAGUCAACAAGCUAUGUAUCCUCCCCCUAGAACCUAAUACAGUGCAAGAGUAUUUUACGGGUGACAUCCCUAAUAUUUAUGACAAGGUCGCCUGGAGGUAUGGAGUUCUUGUUCUCAGGGCGUGGGAGGCGACAGAGCUUUCACUCCCAUUGUUAGAGGUGGCCUUCCACGAACCAAGGGAUGUUACCCCCAGGUUUAUGGUAGGGUCGCUUCAGGGCGGGAGGGGCUGGCCCUCACGCCUCGUGGGAGCAAGAAAGAACCUUUACUUGGGACAGGGGCCUAGAACGAGUCUCCUCUACCCUGGGACUAGGGAAUGGAUUUCUAGGGCCGGCAACUUUGGAUUCAGUGGAGACAGGCGGAAAUUGAACAUAGCAAAACUCGGAUGUGAAGGCUACUCCACACUGCCUGUGGCUAGCGUGACUGGACGGAUGCUGUGCUAG
Homalodisca vitripennis (glassy-winged sharpshooter) is the source of this 3165-nucleotide messenger RNA. RefSeq lists its product as uncharacterized. The record is from RefSeq and is a predicted model, not a curated record. Gene Ontology annotation, biological process: DNA integration. NCBI's taxonomy places the organism in Eukaryota, Metazoa, Arthropoda, Insecta, Hemiptera, Cicadellidae. Gene Ontology annotation, molecular function: nucleic acid binding. The coding region runs from base 1 to 3165 and encodes 1054 amino acids. The transcript has 3 exons.